This is a messenger RNA of Brienomyrus brachyistius, 1272 nucleotides long. Its product is annotated as kinetochore-associated protein DSN1 homolog. Lineage: Eukaryota; Metazoa; Chordata; Actinopteri; Osteoglossiformes; Mormyridae. The coding region runs from base 23 to 1033 and encodes 336 amino acids. The record is from RefSeq and is a predicted model, not a curated record. Gene Ontology annotation, biological process: mitotic sister chromatid segregation; cell division. The transcript has 11 exons. Gene Ontology annotation, cellular component: MIS12/MIND type complex.
UUUGAAAGGAAGGCUAUGUAAAAUGGCGGAACGUCAAGCUGGGAUAUUGGUGGAAGGCUGCGACAGUAGCGAAGAUGUACAAAACAAGGAGUCCGCUUCAGAGUGCAGCCCUCGGGCUACAAAGAUGACACCCUCUCCCCCCAAGAUUUCACCGUGUGCCCUCCUACCCGAAGCCGUCACCCUGCCAGCAGAUGGUACACAGGAGGAGCCUCUUGGCUUAAACACCCAGGGAGAGAGACAGGGUGACCAGGAUGACAGGCCGUCUCUGAGUCCCCGCACCCGGAGGAAGUCAUGGAGGCGCUCGGCCAGGGGGAGACGCUCUCUCCCUGCCCCACAGAGUAACACCCAUGAGCUGUGUGAGGUCAUCAGCAGUUCACUACCAGAGGAGGAGAGGCUGGGGAAACUGAUAGAGGCAUCAAUGGAGCUGGCUGUACAGAAACUGGAGGCUGUUCUGCACUCUACCCCCGAAGCCAACAUGGAGGUUUUCCGCAGCCGGGUGGAGUCUGUGCAGCAGGAAUGGCAGCAUCUAGAGAAGGAGAUCAGGGAAAGUGCACAGAGUCAGCCCUCCCCUCCCAGGGAUUCUAAGGUGCAGGAGGCCAUGGAGAAGAUCAGGAAGUCCAUCCACAGCCUGCAGGUGGAAUGUGGAUCCUGGGAGUCUCUGCUAGAGAAACACCGCAGCAGAGCGGAGGAGUUGGCCAGGCGUGUGGAACAGGGGAGGACAGGUGGGCUGCCCCUGGAUCCCAGCUGCCUGGCCCAGUCCUCACAGAGCCAGGUGAUCCUCAGCAAGCCGGAUUAUAACAGCGCCCUCUGCAGGCAGCAGGAAGUGCUGCACACCAUGGAGCUGACGCUGGACACGCACUGUAAGAUCCUGAGGGGGGCGCUGUCGUACCAGGAGCAGUGUCAGGCGCUCAUCAGGGAGACCAGCGGCCACCUGGCUUCCACCACUGGGUUCCAGGAGUUGCCGUCCUCCCCAGUCAGGAAGCUGCUCAAGGCGGUCCCACAGCCUCCCUGCAAACUGGGGUCAGCUCAGUAGUACCCCCUCCUGUCACUUUACAUAUUGUUUUUACCCCCCACCUACAUAAGUGUGUUUUUAUAUAUAUAUAUAAAGAAUUGCAAGUGUUUUUCUUGAUGAAUUUUGUCUUUAUUGUUUUUACACGUUGUUGCCACUAGAUGGCACUGCUGUUCUUAAUACUGUAGUUGGCUUUAUUUUCUGUAUCUGCUUUUCUCCAGAUUUUACAUUUUUAAUGCGCAUUAAAUGUGACUGUAGUAAAA